Gadus morhua (Atlantic cod) is the source of this 3054-nucleotide messenger RNA. RefSeq names its product multidrug and toxin extrusion protein 1. Gene Ontology annotation, cellular component: membrane. The record is from RefSeq and is a predicted model, not a curated record. Gene Ontology annotation, molecular function: antiporter activity; xenobiotic transmembrane transporter activity. NCBI's taxonomy places the organism in Eukaryota, Metazoa, Chordata, Actinopteri, Gadiformes, Gadidae. The transcript has 16 exons. Gene Ontology annotation, biological process: xenobiotic detoxification by transmembrane export across the plasma membrane. Bases 384 to 2243 code for a protein of 619 amino acids.
CACUACACCGCUAAGGACACUCCUCUCGCUUUCAUUGGGCAGUUCCCCCACUGUGGAUGCCGGCGCCCCCCUGAACUUAUAACUAUAACCCUUGCCCAGUCUUCAGGUUGCCGAACUAUCGUUCUUCUCUUAUUCAGAAUUAAAUGAAAGAAACACGGCACGUUGGAACUAUCGUCUUACUACAUCUGUCGCUCAGGACAACCGAGGCUAUACAGUAACGCAGUUAAAAGAGUGAUAGCCUCGAAGAGACGCGCCCAUUGUUUAGAGUGAUUGGCGCGCAGAACGUAAUAGGCUAUGAUGUUGAUGUUUGACCAAGUGCUCAGUAGCAGUCUUCCAUAAGUGUUGCCUGUCAGUGUCCGUCAUCCUGUGCAAGUAUCAGAGUAAUGGAACACGUUCCUACCGCGCCACCGGCAACGUGUCCACGCAGGUCCAGCAUGGACAGAUCAGAAGCGGUAUCUCUCGGGAUUUAUUCGACUCCGAUUCCGGACAUAAUCAAAAUGGAAAUCCCUAAUUACAAGUUGAAAGAAGCAUUUGAAAGCCAGAAAGAGAUAGAAACCUCAUCAAACGUGUACGAGAACCCCAAAGCAGACCCUGAACACGCGUGUUGCUGCAGCUGUGUCUCUCGCCUGUCCAAGUUGGUGCCGAAGGUCUACCAGGAUGAGAUAAUCCACAUCCUGAAGCUGGCUGGACCGGUGAUGGUGUCUCAGAUGAUGGUGUUCCUCAUCAGCUUUGUCAGCACAGUGUUCUGUGGUCACAUGGGGAAGACAGAGCUGGCCGGCGUGGCCUUAUCCAUCGCGGUGAUCAAUAUCACCGGUAUUUCCAUUGGCAGCGGUAUGGCGUCGGCCUGUGAUACGCUCAUCUCCCAGACCUACGGGAGCGGGAACCUGAGGCGGGUGGGAGUGAUCCUUCAGCGGGGCAUUCUGAUACUGCUGCUGACCUGCUUCCCCUGCUGGGCCCUGCUGGUCAACACCGAGCCCAUCCUCCUGCUGGUGAAGAUGAGCCCGGAAGUAGCCAGACUCUCACAGUUCUACGUGCAGAUAUUCAUGCCUGCCCUUCCGGCUGCCUUCAUGUACCAACUACAGGCCCGCUAUCUUCAGAAUAUGGGUAUUAUAUGGCCCCAAGUGAUAACGGGACUUAUAGGAAACAUUCUCAACGCCAUCAUCAACUAUGUCUUCCUCUUCCCUCUUGAUAUGGGUGUCGGUGGCUCUGCAGUAGCCAACGUGAUCUCCCAGUACGUGCUGGCCGUGUCUCUCUUCGUCUACAUUAACUGCAGGGGACUACACAAGACCACAUGGGGAGGUUGGUCCCAGGAAUGUCUGCAGGAAUGGGGUCCCUUCAUCAAGCUGGCCAUUCCCAGCAUGCUCAUGCUGUGCCUGGAGUGGUGGGUCUUCGAGCUGGGAGGGUUCCUGGCCGGCCUCAUCAGUGAGCAGGAGCUGGGAGCUCAGUCAAUCGUUUACGAACUGGCGACGUUGUCUUACAUGUUCCCUCUGGGAUUCGCGGUGGCGGCCAGUGUGCGUGUUGGGAACGCUCUGGGUGCUGGGAAAGUAGAGCAGGCCAAGCUGACCAGCAAGGUGGCCAUCGUCUGUGCAAUGAUAGUCUCUGUUUUCGUUGGGGCUACUCUUGGUAUCUCAAAAGAUUACGUUGGCUACAUUUUCAUCAAGGAUCGAGGCAUUAUUGACCGGGUCGCUGACGUCAUGAUCAUAUACAGUUUCUUUCACCUGAUCGACUGCAUAGCGGGUGUGACGGGGGGUAUAAUCAGGGGGGCCGGGAAGCAAAGCAUAGGUGCCCUCUGUAACUUUGUGGGCUACUAUAUCAUCGGCUUCCCCAUCGGGGUGUCCCUGAUGUUCGCCGCUCACAUGGGCAUCGUGGGACUGUGGACGGGACUUUUGUUUUGCGUGGCGAUACAGGCCGUCUUCUUUCUGAUUUUCCUGUCUAAACUGAACUGGCAGAAGGCCAGCGAUGAGGCACUCGUGAGGGCUGGAGUCCAGAGAGUGGAAAUAAAGGACGAGAUCGAGAUGGAAUAUGAAGAUGUAGGCCCGGGCGCCCCCCAGCUCAGUCUGAGCCCGGAGGAGGGGGAGACGGUACCGACCCCGGACAUCAAGGUGGGCGGGGCCACCACGGUGGGCGUGGUACUGACCGGCAGACAGCUGAUUCUACGCCGCGGUCUGACCCUGCUGCUCGCCGUCUCCUCUUUGGUGGUUGCAGUCCUCCUGAAGUAUCUGUUCGUUUCCCUGCUCCGAUAGUUGCAACCACCACAAUAACUACUUUCUGCUUCUGAUCCUAUAGGGGUGUGUGUGUGUAUGUGUGUGUGUGUGAGUGUGUGUGUGUGUGUGUGUGUGUGUGUGUGUGUGUGUGUGUGUGUGUGUGUGUGUGUGUGUGUGUGUGUGUGUGUGUGUGUGUGUGUGUGUGUGUGUGUGGAGACAGACAUUUAUGGUGGAAGUCCAAGUCUGGAUUGAGUUUUUUGACUAACAUACUCAAACAACAUCAUCCAUGAACGGUAAUGUUGUUUUACAUCUGAACGUGCCAUACCCAAAUAAAACAUCAAAAUUCCAGCGUCUAUUCUCUCGCCAGUUGAGGGAUGCCUCUAUUUAUAUGGGGCUAAUUUGUGACGCUAUGGAAACGCCCUGGACAAUGUUUUACCAAACGGCCCCUAGAUGGUGCUAGAGCACAAGGCAAAUGCAAUUGCCGGUGAGCGAAGACCAUGACGUGAAUGCAAUUCCUCAAUUAAUAUUUAUCGUAAAGUUGGUUAACACAAUUUGCAUAAAGCCAGAGUAAAUUCCCAACCUGUUUGUCUGUUGUGCUUCUUGUUGCACAUAUUUGAGGUAGCCUAGUAACUGAAUUGAAGGUUCAAAACAUUAUUUUUCACUCUGCACUUUGUUCUAUAUGUCACAUUGUGAUACUUAGUCAUACACUUCGCGUUUCAAUUCACUUACUUUAGUUGCAUUAAAUUUAUGUUUACCGUUUCACAGCAGCUAAGGGAAAUGUGUAGUUUCUCUUAUGAGUCGGUGAUCGGGUUGGUGAUCUUUUAAUCUCUUAAUAAAAUAUGUAAAUCUA